UUGCGUGAUCAAUUUGCAAGAUGAGCGCCAAGAUCGCGCCUUCGAUGCUCUCCUCCGACUUCGCCAAUCUCGCAGCUGAGGCGCAGCGCAUGCUGGAUUGCGGCGCGGAUUGGCUACACAUGGACAUUAUGGAUGGGCAUUUUGUUCCAAAUUUGACGAUUGGAGCUCCGGUGAUCCAAUCGCUGAGAAGGCACACGAGUGCGUACUUGGAUUGCCAUCUCAUGGUCACGAAUCCACUCGACUAUGUGGAGCCUCUGGCCAAGGCCGGAGCGUCAGGCUUUACUUUCCACAUUGAAGCUUCUCGAGACAACUGGGACCGAGUGUCUAAGAAGGUCAAGGAAAGCGGCAUGAGAGUUGGAGUUUGCCUCAAGCCGGGAACUCCCGUGGAGGAAGUUUUUCCUCUGGUGGAUAGCGGGGAUGUUGAUCUGGUGCUGAUCAUGACGGUGGAGCCGGGCUUUGGAGGUCAAAAGUUCAUCCCGGAGACAAUGAGCAAGGUGAAAGCUCUCCGAUCUCGAUAUCCUUCACUAGACAUCGAGGUUGAUGGUGGUCUCGGCCCUUCGACGAUCCAGCAAGCUGCCGAUGCCGGAGCCAACUGUAUUGUCGCUGGGAGCUCAGUUUUUGGAGCUCCCGAUCCAGCUGCUGUCAUCAGCUUGAUGCGAAACAGCGUCCAAACUGCACAAGCAGCUCACUAAGAUACGCUCGUUUUUCUUUCCUCUAUACAAUAACGAGGCACGGAUUCUUAUUCA
Selaginella moellendorffii is the source of this 746-nucleotide messenger RNA. Its product is annotated as ribulose-phosphate 3-epimerase, cytoplasmic isoform. Bases 21 to 692 code for a protein of 223 amino acids. Lineage: Eukaryota; Viridiplantae; Streptophyta; Lycopodiopsida; Selaginellales; Selaginellaceae. The transcript is spliced from 8 exons. The record is from RefSeq and is a predicted model, not a curated record. Gene Ontology annotation, cellular component: cytosol. Gene Ontology annotation, biological process: carbohydrate metabolic process; pentose-phosphate shunt; pentose-phosphate shunt, non-oxidative branch. Gene Ontology annotation, molecular function: D-ribulose-phosphate 3-epimerase activity; metal ion binding.